Neoarthrinium moseri is the source of this 1074-nucleotide messenger RNA. RefSeq lists its product as uncharacterized. Bases 1 to 1074 code for a protein of 357 amino acids. The transcript has a single exon. Gene Ontology annotation, molecular function: oxidoreductase activity; zinc ion binding. NCBI's taxonomy places the organism in Eukaryota, Fungi, Ascomycota, Sordariomycetes, Amphisphaeriales, Apiosporaceae. The record is from RefSeq and is a predicted model, not a curated record.
AUGUCCUCCCAGACUAUGAAAGCUUUCAGGCUUGUGGCAUGGGGCCAACCGGCUCAAUUUGUCACGGUACCUAAGCCUGUUCCUGGACCUGGUGACAUUCUGGUUCGAAUGAAAGCGGCGGGACUCUGCCGAUCUGAUCUCGACAUGGUCGACAGCCAAUCGGGCUCAGGUCCCUACGCAAAUGCGCUCGAUCCGGGGUUCAUACUCGGCCACGAAAAUGCAGGAUAUGUCGCCGAGCUAGGCGUGGGCGUUAAUGACCUCGAGGUUGGAGAAGCUGUCGUUGUACAUCAUAUUAGGCACUGCUCGAACUGCGAAUACUGUACGACUGGCGUAGAGAACCACUGCGAGGCAUACAAGCGAGGUGCUAUCUCCACGACUAGGGGCUGUGGUGUUGAUGGUGGGCUGGCGGAAUAUUUGCUAGUGCCUCGAAACGAGGUCAUCUCCAUUGGCGAUGCCGAUCCCGUUUUGUAUGCUCCGCUCACUGAUGCUGCAGUCACAGCAUACCACGCGAUUCAGACAGCGGUCGAGAGGCUGAAACCUGGCACGAGUGCGGCCAUCAUCGGUAUUGGUGGACUAGGGUCAUACGGAGUGCAAUUUAUCAAAUUAUUGACAUCGGCCGAUGUCAUCGCCAUUGACACGGCCCAGAAACGCCUCGAGGUGGCCCGCGAACUUGGCGCAGAUCAUGCGGUUCUCUUCGAGAACGACGGCGACACUGCUCAGGAUGAGAUCAUGACGCUUACCAACAACAGGGGCAUAGAUGUCACCGUCGAUUUAGUUGGCACUUCUGCGACGUUGCAACUUGCUGCGAGGAUAUCCCGCCCCCAAGGCCGGAUCGUGCUUGUUGGCCUGGAGGGCGGAUCGCUGUCCGUGGGCUGGGGUUUACUAACUACCGGUUGCGAGUUUGUAAUUAGUCUGGCAAGCACUCGUCAGGAACUCAGGGAGGUGUGUGAGCUUCACAAGCGCGGCAAAUUGAGAACUGACAUCCAGAAAUUCGCCUUCAAUGAUGUCCAAAAAGCAUAUGAUGAACUCAGAGCUGGCAGAUUGACUGGGAGAGCAGUUGUGGUUUUUCCUUGA